GGUGACAUACCAAGCCAGGUUGGUGUUCGUGAAGUGCUGGAUCAGAUGGAUACUACCGUGGAUGUGAAGCCACCAUCUUCGCCAGUACCAAGCAAAAAGGAAUAUUUUAUUGGCAAAACUUUCGUUAAUGUUCCACGGGCAAACACCGAAAUUGUUGGUUGUAUGCGAGAUUGUAUGAGAGUUGAAACACGUUCGCAGCUGUGGUUUUAG
Molecule: messenger RNA, 210 nt
Organism: Gongylonema pulchrum
Lineage: Eukaryota; Metazoa; Nematoda; Chromadorea; Rhabditida; Gongylonematidae
Source: the annotation of a GenBank genome assembly